This is a messenger RNA of Capsicum annuum, 1396 nucleotides long. RefSeq names its product heat stress transcription factor A-6b. Gene Ontology annotation, cellular component: nucleus. The coding region runs from base 220 to 1227 and encodes 335 amino acids. Gene Ontology annotation, molecular function: DNA-binding transcription factor activity; RNA polymerase II cis-regulatory region sequence-specific DNA binding. The transcript has 2 exons. Gene Ontology annotation, biological process: regulation of transcription by RNA polymerase II. NCBI's taxonomy places the organism in Eukaryota, Viridiplantae, Streptophyta, Magnoliopsida, Solanales, Solanaceae. The record is from RefSeq and is a predicted model, not a curated record.
AUAUACUUCCAAAUUGCAACACCCCACUAUUUAUUUCCACUUCUUCCCCCUUUUCCCCAUACUCCAAAUUAAUAUUAACCGUAUCUUCCUUAUUCACCAACUGCAAUUACCUUCCUCAAUCCUCUAUUUUAUUUAAAAAAAAAAAGAAAUAUUUAACAUUAUUCAGUGACGACUCAUAUACCUGUAAUAUACGCCAAUUGUACACUCAAGAAUCAAAGCAUGGAUCAUUUUGGUAAUUUAAUAAAGGAAGAGUUCGAUGGAUCAUUUUCGACGCCUCGACCAUUAGAAGGUCUUCAUGAGAGUGGACCUCCACCAUUUCUUACAAAAACAUACGAACUUGUGGAUGAUCCAAGUAGCAACGACGUCGUUUCGUGGAGUAGAGGUAACAACAGUUUCAUUGUAUGGGAUCCCCAGAGCUUGGCCAUCAAUCUUCUUCCAAGGUAUUUCAAGCAUAACAAUUUCUCAAGCUUUGUCAGGCAGCUCAAUACUUAUGGAUUUAGGAAAGUAAAUCCAGACCACUGGGAAUUUGCUAAUGAAGGUUUCUUGAGGGGGAAAAAGCAUCUCUUGAGAACAAUUAGAAGGCGAAGAACAACUAAUAAUUUUAUCAAGUCUUCAUCAUCAUCAUCAAGCCAAGGUAUGGACUCAUCAUCAUCAUCAUGUGUUGAGUUGGGCAGCUUUGGAUCAUUCGACGAAGAAAUUGAUCGAUUAAGGUGCGACAAGCAAGUUCUCAUGAUUGAACUUGUUAAACUUAAACAACACCAAAAGACUACUAAUUCACACCUUCAAGCUAUGGAACAGAAACUUGCAGGCACAGAAAUGAAGCAACAGCAAAUGAUGAAUUUCUUGGCUAAAGCAUUACAAAAUCCAAACUUUGUGGGGCAGAUAAUGCAACAAAAGGAUAAAAGGAAGGAACUUGAAGAGGCAAUUAAGACGAAGAGAAGGAGGCCAAUUGAUCAAGGUCCUAGUAAUAUAAAGUUAGAACCUCAAGAUUUUGGUGAUGAUGAUUAUAUCAAUAAUGAAUUUGAUGAUGAUUUGGAAGUUGCUAUGAACAUGCAAUUGGAAGAAGAUUGUUAUGUAGAAUAUAUGGGAAAUAUAGAAUUAGGUGGAGAUAAUGAAGGACUUUGGGAGGACAUGUUGAAUGAGAAUGUUGAAGAUGAGAUUAUGGCUUUGCUUGGUACUGAUCAACAAGAGGAUGACCAAGUUCAUGUAGAUAUUUUGUCUGAAUGAAUAACUUGAAUUUCUAGGAAUAAACCCUCAAUUUUUGCUGCCUCAUGAUUUCUGGAUUAAUGUGUUAGCUCUUAAUUAAUUGGAAUCAUGAUUUGAUUAGUUCAGUUUUACUUGUAUACAUCACUCAUAACUCAUGACUGUCCCAUGCAUAAACUUGGUUUAAUUUGCA